This is a messenger RNA of Etheostoma cragini (Arkansas darter), 639 nucleotides long. Its product is annotated as C-C motif chemokine 4-like. Gene Ontology annotation, biological process: cellular response to interleukin-1; cellular response to tumor necrosis factor; cellular response to type II interferon. The coding region runs from base 72 to 344 and encodes 90 amino acids. The record is from RefSeq and is a predicted model, not a curated record. Lineage: Eukaryota; Metazoa; Chordata; Actinopteri; Perciformes; Percidae. Gene Ontology annotation, molecular function: chemokine activity; CCR chemokine receptor binding. Gene Ontology annotation, cellular component: extracellular region. The transcript has 3 exons.
AUGGUAUCAGAGCAGAUCCUUUCAGACCUCCUGAAGAAGAUCAUCCCUUCUUCACUUCUACACAGGACGUCAUGAAGACUCUCAGCUGUACCGUGGGACUCACGCUGCUGCUCCUCACGGUGUACUACUGCUCUGCCAUGCCUGUUGCGAUGGAUGCACCUGUGUCGUGCUGCUUUAAAUUCUUCACAGGAAGGGUGCCGCAGCAGGACAUCAUCUCCAUCAUCAAGACUCACAGCCGCUGCCGCCAAAAGGCUUUUGUGAUCAGUGCUGCCAACGGGAGGGAUAUCUGUGUGAGCCAGAAUCUGCCCUGGGCAGAGAAAGCUUUCGACCAGCAAACCAUCUAGGACUGCUCAUACUCCAGUCCUCGUGAUCAAACAUCUGCAACUUCUCCACCUCCACUCAUGACAGAGCUCUGGCUGAUCUCUUUAGGAUGAUUCAAACCUAUUUUUCCAUAAAGCUUUGCACUGUGAACUUUCAUGCACCUAUUUUAAAUGUAAAAAAUUAAAAGUAAUUCUUCAGCAUGUUUAAUAUUCUGAGCUUUUUCAUUGGAUUGAAUGGUCCGGUCUUUCAACACGAGCCACAUCCAUGUCUGCCGAAGCACAGAAGGUGUGAUGAAUAAAUGAAUUUCAUAAACCCCAA